Molecule: messenger RNA, 2881 nt
Organism: Chionomys nivalis (European snow vole)
Lineage: Eukaryota; Metazoa; Chordata; Mammalia; Rodentia; Cricetidae
Gene: Hps1
Product: HPS1 biogenesis of lysosomal organelles complex 3 subunit 1
Exons: 20
Coding region: 280-2394 (704 amino acids)
Biological process (GO): melanosome assembly; vesicle-mediated transport
Cellular component (GO): BLOC-3 complex
Molecular function (GO): guanyl-nucleotide exchange factor activity
Source: RefSeq, a predicted model, not a curated record
CCGGGUCACGUGGUUACACCCGGAAGCGCGCUGCUGGCUGGCUACGUGAGAGCGGCGGAUCUGCAUUUGCAGCACCAAGGAUGCUCUGCCCUUCCCUGAACUGGCCGGAAUCUAGCUGCUUGGGAACUCUGCUGUAUUCCUCACCAAGGCUGUAACGAAACCCCAGAAUGGCUCCUGCGGUGGUGGCUGGCAUUCAGCAGAGGGCUCCGUGAAUGUCCCAUGGGCUGUGGCUCCUACUCAGGCUGAACUCACACAUGUGACCUUGCUGCUCCCUGGAAGAUGAAGUGCGUGUUGGUGGCCACCGAGGGCGCGGAGGUGCUCUUCUACUGGACAGAUGAGGAGUUUGAGGACAGCCUCAGGCUGAAGUUCAGGCAGUCAGAGAAUGAGGAGGAGGAGCUCCCUGCACUGGAGGACCAGCUCAGCACCCUCCUGGCCCCUGUCAUCAUCUCCUCCAUGACAAUGCUGGAGAAGCUCUCAGACACAUACACCAGCUUCUCCACAGAAAAUGGCAACCACCUCUAUGUCCUGCAUCUGUUUGGAGAGUGCCUGUUCAUCGCCAUCAAUGGAGACCACAGUGAGAGCGAGGGGGACCUCCGGAGGAAGCUGUGUGUGCUCAAGUACCUGUUCGAGGUGCACUUCGGGCUGGUGACUGUGGACGGCCAGCUCAUCCGGAAGGAGCUUCGCCCCCCUGACCUGGAGCAGCGUGCCCGAGUGUGGAAGCAUUUCCAGAGACUGCUGGGGACAUACAGCCACCUGCGGGAACAGGAACAGGGCUUUGCUGUGGAGGCAGUGGAGCGGCUGAUUCACCCCCAGCUCUGUGAACUGAGCAUUGAGACGCUUGAGCGACAUGUGGUUCAGGCUGUCAACUCCAGCCCCGAGCGGGGCAGCGAGGAGGCCCUGCAUGCCUUCCUGCUUGUGCACUGCAAGCUGCUGGCUUUCUACUCCAGCCACGGUGCAAGCACCCUGCGCCCAGCAGACCUCCUGGCGCUUAUCCUUCUCGUUCAGGACCUCCAGCCCACCCAAGACUCCACAGAAGAGGAUGACAGUGACGACUACAGCCCUCAGUCUUUCCCCCAGAGGAGACCCCUGAGCAGCCAAAACAUCCCAGUGCAGCAGGUUAGAAGCCAGAGCACCUCAGGCCCCACCAGGAGUUCCGAGGAGACGGACACAGACAGCGUCUCCUUCACUGAGGAGUACUUCACACCUGCUCCGUCCCCAGGCGAGCAGAGUUCAGGUAGCAUGCUGGAUGGCGGCACCCCACCCACCGCUGCUCUUCCGACAGCUGAGGACGCCGUCCAGGGGCUGAUGCCACCUUCCCCAGAAACUCCCAGCCCCAGAAGGAUCUUCCUGGAUGCCAGUGUAAAAGAAAACUACUGUCCCCUAGUGCCACACACCAUGUACUGCCUGCCCCUGUGGCCGGGCAUCACCAUGGUGCUGCUGACCAAGAGUUCCAACACUUCACUGGCCCUAGUCCUGUACCAACUGCUGGAUGGUUUCUCCCUGCUGGAGAAGAAGCUGAAGGAGGGUCAGGAGCCUGGAAGUGCCCUGCGGUCCCAGCCCUUCGUUGGAGACCUGCGCCAGAAGAUGGACAAGUUUAUCAAGAAUCGAGUUGGGCAGGAGAUUCAGAGCUCCUGGCUGGAGUUUAAGACCAAGGCCUUUUCUAGAAGUGAAGCAGGAUCAUCCUGGGAGCUGCUCCAGGCCUGUGCAAAGCUGAAGCGACAACUGUGUGCCAUCUACCGGCUCAGCUUCCUGGCCACUGCCCCCAGCAGGGGAGGCCCACACCUGCCCCAGCACCUGCAGGACCAAGUCCAGAAACUCAUGAAAGAGCGACUCCUGGACUGGAAGGAUUUCCUAUUGGUGAAGAGCCGGAGGAACGUCACCAUGGUGUCCUACCUAGAGGACUUCCCAGGCCUGGUGCACUUCAUCUAUGUGGACCGCACAACUGGGCAGAUGGUGGCCCCUUCUCUCAGCAGCAGCAAAAAGAUGUCUUCUGAGUUGGGCAAGGGGCCCCUGGCUGCCUUUGUCAAAGCCAAGGUCUGGGCUCUGGUGCAGCUGGCACGGAGGUACCUGCAGAAGGGCUGCACCACACUGCUGUUCCAGGAAGGGGACUUCCGCUGCUCCUACUUCCUGUGGUUCGAGAAUGACAUGGGCUGCAAGCUGCAGAUGAUCGAGGUGCCUGUCCUCUCUGAUGACUCAGUCCCCAUUGGGGUUCUGGGGGGUGACUACUACAGGAAGCUCCUGCGUUACUACAGCAAGAGCCGUCCCUCGGAACCCAUCCGGUGCUACGAGCUCCUGACCUUGCACCUGUCCGUCAUCCCCACUGACCUGCUGGUGCAGCAGGCCAGCCAGCUGGCCCGGCGCCUGGGGGAGGCCUCCCGGGUGAUUCUGCCCUAGGUGGAGUGUGCUGUCCUCUGCCUGAUCCCUAGCAACCUUGCUUGUAGGCAUUGCCCACAGCUACGCCUCCUCCCAUCCCCAGCAGCCCUGGUCUCCCACAGCCGCCACCCCCGCCCCCCGCUGAUUCUCCCACAUGGGUUCUGAGCAAGCCUUCUCUGAAGGGAGGGAAUGCCGCACUUCUGCUGACCCCCAGCACUGUGCAGUCAGAGAUGGGGAGCUGCCUCUCUGGGUGCCCAGGAUGGCACCUGUUAGUGAGGGAACUGUUAGUGCUCUGGCGGUGUGAAGCCGCCCUCUUCCUGCCAUUCUGAGUGGGGGAGCUGUGUCCUACUCCAAAUGAAAGGCGCUCCCACCAGCUGGCCAAGCUUGGCUACCUCAACAUGCAACUCUGGGAGAAUCCUGUUUCUUCACGUUUGACCUGGUCACACCUACCUCUCAGGGUGGUACACGGGGGUAGGUGCUCAAUAAUAAUAAAUGUCUGUUCUCGUCA